CUGCGCAAUUAUAAAAUUGCGUGAAAACAUAAAUUAUGUACGUGAAUAAUGAAACUUGGAAAAUUUCUCUAAUAAUGAACCUAAACUGUAAAUUAAUUAGUAGUCCCCAUCAGCCUAACACAGAGCAAAGUCCAAGUCAACCCUCCUUUGCCAACCCAUUGCAAGAAAGACUUCCAUUUCCCACCAACUCUCCCCUGUUUUUCCCUUCUCUUCCUUCUUUCCCCUUCUCAAUCCCCAUGACCAUUUCGCAGCUUCCAUCGCAGCAACAAUGUACCUUCUACCACUCUUCCUCUUCCUCUCCCUCUUCGCCUCCUUCGCCGCCGCAUUGUUACCGCUCGACGGCAGCCUCACCGGAUGCAACGAGUCCUUCUCCUGCGGCACCACCAUCACCAACAUCGAGUUCCCUUUCACCGGCGGUCGGCGCCCUCACUACUGCGGCUUGCCCGGAUUCAACCUAACAUGCCUCGACAAUUCAAUCACCCUCAUCACCAUCAACUCAAUUUCAUACAGAGUCCUCCGCAUCGACGAGUCCCGACCCACCAUGACCCUCUCCCGCUCCGACCUCCACGACACCGCCGGCUGCACCCGGGACGUCCAGAACACCACCCUCGCCGGAUCCAACUUCACCGCCGCCGCCAACACCGAAACCCUAACCCUCUUCUACAAUUGCAAUUACACCUCCUCUGGCUACGGCGACUACAACCCUCCGAACCUCUUCACUUGUAAUCUGGGGGGAGAGAGCGAGGCCGAGUUUUAUCUGGCCGGCGAGGUCGCCGACGAUGUCAGCAGCAUGCUUCGCUCUCGAUGCAACACUUCGUUUACCGUCCCCAUUUCCGACGCUUAUGCUGGGGUGAUGGCGAAUGGGUCGUUGCUUUCCCCUGCUUUGAGAGCUGGGUUCGAUGUGAAUUAUAACGAUUCGUAUUGGGAUGAUUGUUUUCGGUGUUAUGAGGAGAAUCACGGAGCGUGUGGGUUCGAUUCUGAUUCUGGGAACUCGAUUUGUAUCUGUGGCGAUCGGCUGUGUCCAGAACGUAAAUCGAACAAAACAACAGUUGCGAUCGGAGCAUCGGCAGGAGCUGUGGCUGUUCUUGCAGGGAUCAGCCUGUGUUUCUGGCUGUUUGUCAGACAGAGGAGGAUAAAAAAAGCAGCACAAAUUAUGAGCAAAGAUCUCUCCACGCCUCCAUCUUCUGCAACGAAAGGAAGGACUACUCCUACCACCAAUUACUCCAUGACCACUUCUUCCUACAACACCACCACCACAGGAUCCGGCAGCGUGAGAGGAGGCGGCGGCAGCACCUACUUCGGCGUCCAGGUCUUUAGUUUCGACGAACUCGAGGAAGCCACGGAGAACUUCGACCGAUCCAAGGAGCUCGGCGACGGCGGCUUCGGCACCGUCUAUUACGGGCUGCUGUACGACGGGCGAGCGGUGGCCGUGAAGCGGCUGUACGAGAACAACAUGAGAAGAGCCGAGCAGUUCAUGAACGAGAUCGAGAUCCUCGCGAAGCUCCGCCACAAGAACCUCGUGACGCUCUACGGCUGCACCUCGCGCCACAGCAGGGAGCUCCUCUUGGUCUACGAGUACAUCUCCAACGGCACCGUCGCGGACCACCUCCACGGCAGCCGCCGCCACUCCCCCGACUCCGACCUCUCCGCGUGGCGCGUGAGGAUGAACAUCGCGAUCGAGACGGCUGACGCGCUCGCGUUCCUCCACGCGUCUGACGUCAUCCACCGCGACGUCAAGACCACCAACAUCCUCCUCGACGACGACUUCCACGUCAAGGUCGCGGACUUCGGGCUGUCCAGGCUGUUCCCCACGCACGUGACCCACGUGUCCACGGCCCCGCAGGGGACGCCGGGCUACGUGGACCCGGAGUACUACCAGUGCUACCAGCUCACCGACAAGAGCGACGUGUACAGCUUCGGCGUCGUGCUGAUGGAGCUGGUCACGUCGCUCCAGGCGGUGGACACGUGUCGCCACCGCCACGACAUCAAUCUCGCCAACAUGGCGGUGAGCAGGAUACAGAAUCAGCAGCUGGAGGAGAUGGUGGACGCGUGUCUUGGGUUCGACAAGGAUUACGCGGUGAGGAGGAUGGUGACGUCGGUGGCGGCGCUGGCGUUCCGGUGUCUGCAGCAGGAGAGGGAGAUGAGGCCGAGUAUGAACGAGGUUUUGGCGACGUUGAGGAGGAUUGAGAGGGAGAAUGACGGUGGUGGGGACCAGAAGGCGGAGGUGGUGGACAUUAACAUUGCUGCCGAUGAUGAUGUUGGGCUUUUGCAGAAUGUUCCGCCGCCGGUGCUGUCGCCGGACUCCGUCGGGAAUGACAAAUGGCAAAAGGUGAUGAGAACGGUAUGAUCCAGUUUUUUUUUUUCCUUCUUUCAGAGGAUCAUAUUCAUAGUGUUAAUUAAUGACUACUUAUGUAAUGAGUAAUCCAGCUUGCCAAUUUUUAUUUUUAAUUUUUAUUGUAACAAGGAGUUACCAAGUUUUUAUCUUUCCACCACCAACCCGUGGCCGGUUUGUAUAUAGUAGUACUACUGGAACUUAAUUAAUUAAUUAGAGUUGGGUAGUGGGAUAUUUAGAAGCAAGCAGUAGCCACUUUUUGAAAGAAUGCCCAUGGAUUACUCGAUGGAUGAUGGUUCUAUCAUAAUCCAGAUUCGAUUUGAACAUAGAAAGUAUAGAUUCGCGUCGCUUACUUGUCGAAAGCAAAAAUGGAAUGUAAGUUUAUGAUAAAAAUAAAGGCUUUCUUCUUGUUCGAGCUAUGUCUGCUAUUAGGAGCUCGUGUGCCGCUUUUUUGAAGAUUGAUUAUCGUCUCACGCCAUCUGUGCGGUUUCACAUUUCCUCUUUCUGUGUCCUUUCGCUAUUUACCCUUAAUUACUUUCCCAGCUUUGAGUUCAUUUCCUUUAUUUUAUUUGAGGGACCACAUAUUUUGAGUAAUAAAAAACGUUUUCCAGACCAUGAACUGUCGAAAUUUGUGGAAUUGAACGAACUAUGUGGCACGAUACGAUAACCCAAUCCUUAAAUAUUAAAAGUUAAGUAUUAAUUCUCUAAAUUUUAUACAACAUUAAGACCAACUUAAUUAACAAUAGUAGUCGACGGUUCUAAUUCGUCAAAAAACCUGCACCGUUCUUAGAGUUUAGGAUUUAUGAUUUUGAUGAUUAGGACCUGGUGUUUACUUAUUAAGAACUAGGGUAUAUUAUCAUAUGUCUCAAAAUCUGAUUAUUUCGACGUGGAAAUAACUUUUUCUUAUUCAACAUAUGUGUUACUCUCAAAUUUAAUUUACCCCGUACAAUAUAAGCCACGUAUACUGAUAGUUGGGUAGAAGCUGUUUUUUUUUUACAAUGAGAAACUGUUUUUUAUUCCAAAACCCAACAAGGGAAACCAGUUACAUUCUUACAGCAGAGGAGAAAUAAGAUCGGCAAUAAUCAACCAAUCAAGUGGGAGAGAUCCCAUCCGUUCAUUACGUGCCACCCAAUCAGCAAGCCCAUUGAGACGUCGGGGAACAAACUCAAUAGAGAUCCAUGGAGCCGAAUGGAGGAGUGUAAUGAUACGUCCCAAGAUCGGUCGACAUUGCCAAGGCCAAAGGUCAGGAGCAAGCUUCAAGGCACUUGUCAGAAUCUGGCAAUCAGAUCUGAUGCAAGUCGAGCAAGCAUCCCGAACCGCACACAGGACUGCAUUAAGAAUUACAAAAACUUCCACUUGAAUAGGACAGGAACAAAAGACUUUCUCAGCCUUACCGUCCAAAACUUGACUAUGGGCAUUAGAAAUCGUGAUCCCAUAAGCCGCCUUCUGUGAAUCCGCACAAAACGAACCAUCACAGUGAAUUAUCCUCUGGAAAGGAUCUGGCGGUGGUGAAUGUUAUGCGUUUGUAUAUUAGUGGGCAGAAGCUGCUGCUGCUGCAGCCUGCAGGCUGGUGUUGGAUCGUGUAAUGUUAUGCGUGUCCCUUUUUAAAAGCGGCAACUUCUGUACGUGCAGAUCAAGGAAUCGAUGCCUUGACAAAAUACACACAUCCAUCCAUUUAUAUUAUGUUAAUUAGCUUGAUGAGGCAAUCCACUGGACUUAAUCUUCAUUUAGUUUACAAUGCUCAUUUUUUAUCCAGUCUUGUUGCGCAAUAAAAAUAAUAGUAAGCU
This is a messenger RNA of Linum trigynum, 4119 nucleotides long. The record is from the annotation of a GenBank genome assembly. Lineage: Eukaryota; Viridiplantae; Streptophyta; Magnoliopsida; Malpighiales; Linaceae.